AUGAUUCAACGGCACCAGCUGGUGCAGUCUGUGCUGCAGGAGCUGCAGGAAGCUACCGAGUGCUUUGGUCUGGAAGGUCUCACCAGUGCUGUGCUGGAGGCAGAGAGAACCCUGUCAUCUUUCUCCCUGCCUGGCUACUGUGGGAGGCAGUUCCAAGAGGAGUUGGAGGUUGACCGGGUAGCCAGAAGCCUCUACCCUGAGGAUGCUCCGAGUAACAUGCUGCCUCUGGUGUGCAAAGGUGAGGGCAACCGUCUCUUCGAGGCUGCCAGCGUGCUGCUCUGGGGCAACCCCAGCCUCAGCCUGGAGCUGCAGGUGCGUACAGUGGUGGAGAUGCUGCUGCAUAAGCAAUACUACUUGAAUGGCAUGAUUGACUCCAAGGUGAUGCUGCAGGCUGCCCGCUACUCCCUCUGCACUGACGAGACCCCAGAGAUGACCAGCCUCCCCAUGGCUAUACUAGAGGCCAUCUUCGAUGCCGAUAUCAAAGCUACCUGUUUUCCUGGCACUUUUGCCAACAUGUGGCACGUCUACGCUCUUGCCUCAGUUCUGCAGUGUAACAUCUACUCCAUCUACCCCAUGAGCAACUUGAAGAUUCGGCCUUAUUUCAACCGCCUCAUCCGGCCCAGGAAGUGCGGCCCACGAACCUCCACCCUCCACAUCAUGUGGUCAGGGCAGCAGCUCUCCCGGCAGGUCUUCAAAGCGCAGUACUUUGUGGCUGUGGUUGGCCUGGAGGAGCUGGAACCCACGAUGCCCUCACCGGAGCCUCCUGUCCAGCCGAUGAAGACCCUCGAGCUGCUGAACAGUGACCCCCAGCUGACUUACUCCAACCUGCGUGACCGGUACAGCAUUACCAAGAGCACCUUCUACCGCUGGAAGCGCCAGUCCCGCGAGCACCGGCAGAAAGCGGCUGCCAGGUUUGCGGCUAAACACUUCCUCCAGUCCUGCUUUCAGGAGGGCAACAUCAUCCCCCUCCAGCACUUCCGACAAAUGUUUCCAGAAAUUUCCCGGUCCACCUACUACGCCUGGAAGCAUGAGAUGCAGAGCAUGGUCAACGGUGAUGCCUCUGCUCUGGCUGAGGCACAUGGGUUCCAGGAGCUGCACAGGGAUGUCCCGAAAAAGGCUGAUGUGGAUGAGCCAGCAAAUUCAGGGGGGAGCUUAAGAUCCCCAAGUCCUUCCCUUGACCCUGUCCAAGCGGGAAUCUUCAUGCAAGGAGCCAAAUCCUACCUGGAGAAAUGCAUUUCCAUGAACACUCUGGUGCCUUACAGGUGUUUCAAACGCAGCUUCCCUGGCAUCUCCAGGUCUACUUACUACAACUGGCGAAGAAAAGCCAUCAAGGAGAACCCCAACUUCAAGUCCCCCCAGCCUCCCUCAGAUAACCAGAAACCUCUAGCAAUAGGAAAGCCAUUCCUGCAGUUGAAGCCAAGCAGUGUGCCUGUUAGGAAGAGGCCAAACAGAGACCGGCCAGCACCUAGGAGCCUCCUGCAGCAGAAACCCUCUCUGUGUUGGAGGAAGCAGCUGCGCGAUGUGGCCAGGAGGCAGGUCCAGCAACGGCGGCUGCCAUUCUGCCAGUACCGCCUGCGCUACCCGUCUCUCUCCUCCACAGCAUACUGGUUUUGGAAGGGCAGUGGUGGGGCCCUCUGGCAGCAUCGCCUGCCCUGGACCGGCUCCAGACGGCCAUUGAACCGGGUGCCUUCCCCGUCACCUCCCAGAGUACAGCCAGGCCUCAAGCCCCAGUGCCCCACAGAGGUAGCCACCAAGCAGCCAAACAAGCCGGCGCCAGCUACGCCCUACAACGCCACCAUCUCGGGCUACGCCGUGUCGGAGCGAGCCAACAGCCGGAUGUUUGUGAUGGAUGUGAUUGCCACUGCCCAGUUCAAGGCGCAGGCCAAGCUCUUCCUGCAGCAGCGCUUUGAGUCGAAGACCUUCCCCACCUACAAGGAGUUCAGCGCCCGCUUCCCGCUCACGGCACGCUCCACUUACUACAUGUGGAAGCGUGCUCUGCACGACGGGCUGACGCUCGUGGAUGCCUGA
Molecule: messenger RNA, 2028 nt
Organism: Dryobates pubescens (Downy woodpecker)
Lineage: Eukaryota; Metazoa; Chordata; Aves; Piciformes; Picidae
Gene: VRTN
Product: vertebrae development associated
Exons: 1
Coding region: 1-2028 (675 amino acids)
Biological process (GO): regulation of transcription by RNA polymerase II
Cellular component (GO): chromatin
Source: RefSeq, a predicted model, not a curated record